This is a messenger RNA of Haemorhous mexicanus (house finch), 1432 nucleotides long. Its product is annotated as 1-acyl-sn-glycerol-3-phosphate acyltransferase alpha-like. The record is from RefSeq and is a predicted model, not a curated record. NCBI's taxonomy places the organism in Eukaryota, Metazoa, Chordata, Aves, Passeriformes, Fringillidae. Gene Ontology annotation, biological process: phosphatidic acid biosynthetic process. The transcript has 6 exons. Gene Ontology annotation, cellular component: endoplasmic reticulum; membrane. Gene Ontology annotation, molecular function: 1-acylglycerol-3-phosphate O-acyltransferase activity. Bases 1 to 888 code for a protein of 295 amino acids.
AUGGACCUGCUGCUGCUGCUCCAGGGGCUGCUGCUCCUGCCCUUGGCAGCGCUGCUGCUCUACAGGUGCAGCCCCCCCUUCCAGUUCCUCUGCAAGGUGGCUUUCUUCAACUGCUGGAUCGUGGCCUUGGCCACCCUGCUGUCCCCCCUGGCCGCCUUCCGGGGACGCUCCGUGGAGAACAUGAGGCUCCUGCGGGCGGCGCUCCUACCCCUCAAGCGCUUCUACGGCAUCAGGAUGCGGGUGAGGGGCUCGGAGCGGCUGCGGCUGCCGGGGCCCUUCGUGAUCGUCUGCAACCACCAGGCUUCCCUCGACCUCAUGGGAAUGGUGGAGGUCAUUCCUGAGCGCUGCGUGCCCAUCGCCAAGCGGGAGCUGCUGUACCUGGGCACGGUGGGCUGGGCCUGCUGGCUCAGUGGCAUCAUCUUCAUUGAGCGCCAGCGCAGGGACGCGGCCAUCAAGGUCAUCUCCCGCACCGCCAGCGCCAUGAGGAGAGACAACCUCCGUGUGUGGGUUUUCCCAGAAGGCACCAGGAACCCGGGCAAGUCCAUGCUGCCUUUCAAGCGAGGUGCUUUCCACCUGGCCGUGCAGGCCCAGGUUCCCAUUGUCCCCAUCGUGAUCUCCCCAUACAGGAGCUUCUUCAGCCCCAAGGAGAAGAGGUUCACCUCUGGGACCUGCACCAUCCAAGUCCUCCCCAGGGUGGAAACGUGUGGCCUGAGCCCAAAGGAUGUCCCCAUGCUGACCGAGAGUGUCCGCCAGGCCAUGGUCGAGGCCCUGGCCGAGAUGUCCAUGAGGGACCACGGGGACCAGGACAUGGAGCAGCCUCUGCUGGGGCCGGGGGAGGACAGGGACAGCCCCCAGGGCCAGGGGGACACAGCCAGGAGCAGCAAAUAGGCAGAGGGAGCGAGUCCCUCGGAGACACCAGGGAAGUGUCCCUUGUCCCCUGAGGAGGUGUGCUGCAGCCCUGCCACCACCCCAGCAGGACGGUGCCCUAAGGGGAGCAGAGCAGGGCAGGAUGGGGACCAGGCAGCACCUCUGAAAAUCAGCAAGAUGCCCCCCAAAACGGAGCAAGGUGCCCCCUAAAACCCCUCGUUGUGACUGCAUCCCCUGGAUGUCCCUCUGCCAGACCUGGAGCUGUGACUGUCCCCCCGGAUGGCCCCUGCCUGCCUGCUGGGCAGGGCAGGGAUGGUCCAGGCAGGGCUGAGGACUCACAGCCCGAUUUUCCACCCCUGAUUGUUGGGCUCCCCCAUGGAUUCUCCUUCAGGAGGCUUCUACAAGCUGGAAAUGCUGUUUGGGUGCAGCCAGCUCUGAGCGUGUGGCCUGGGAGGGAACAUGAGAUCCAGGGGAGAUUGCUGGGGGGAGGAGUACCCCGAGAGGGAGAGCAUCCUUGGUGCUGAGCUGUGAGCCAAGGGUGGGACAUUAAAGAGUCUGGAGCUGG